Molecule: messenger RNA, 909 nt
Organism: Cuscuta epithymum
Lineage: Eukaryota; Viridiplantae; Streptophyta; Magnoliopsida; Solanales; Convolvulaceae
Source: the annotation of a GenBank genome assembly
ACAUAAAGGAACACCAGAUGUCUUUCCCGAUUCAUUGCUCUCAUUUUGUUCGAUGUAUUCAGGCUAGGGUUCACAACUCCUCCUCUCCUCUUGAGUUUGAUGUAUGUACGUCGCAAGGAAGAAGCCAAAUCCUUCGAUCUUUUGUCACUAGGUCGCCAGUAGUGGAGUAGCUGCCCUAGCUCUGUCCUGUGUCUCAGCAUCGAUGAACCAUCACGUUCGCCAAAUCGCAGAUCCAGUCCCGUAGCCUGCCACUCUGCCAAUCCUGGCCAAACUGUUCCGCAAAUGUGGAACCGGAGUGAAAUUUUGUGAUGUAUAUGAUGCUGAAUCUGUUGGUUGGGGAGUGGUACGCAAAUCGUCUCUUCAAAAUGCUGCUCGGUUAUUCUCUGGCCAUUCAUUUGAGAUGUUUCGGUUGACUGUAUACUAUGCUCAGAAAUCAAGAAACUGCACUAAUGUUUGGGCCCCAUCAUGCUAUAUUUUUGGCCAUAAGGACCUGCAGACUUGCCGGCUGUGGGUUAAUCGGAUCAGAGCUUCUUUACGCUUGCAGGGGGAGCGACCUAAAAGUCUUCUGGUCACUAUAACAGAAAGGCGUGGCCAAGCUUUUGAUGUAAUGGCCUCCAUCUCUAGUAGGGAUGUUAAUUCAUAUGAUGGUGUAGUCGCUGUUUUGCAGGUAAGACAAGUGGCAAAAUCUUAUAUAUCACCGUCACUGUCUUGUAGAUGGACUAGAUGCCAAAACCCGUAUAAGUAGAAAAUGGGAGUAGAGGAGUUGAAGAAGGAAGAGAGGAAGAAGACAGAACCAUAAGAAGAAGAAGGUGACAGAAGUGUCUAGCGGCAGAGAUGCUCUGGACAGAAGGGUUCGACCAGAACACCUCGAUGUGGUUUUCUGGUGGCUUCGGACAGAAACCCUCCUAG